AUGUAUGAUUUUAACCCUUUAACUCCCUUAGACUUGUUGCCAUUACCUUCUUCUGAGCAUGUGAACUUAGAUGGCAAAAGGAAAGCUGAAUUCGUGAGAACAUUACACGAGAAGGUCCAUACCAACAUCGAGAGAAGGACGGCCCAAUAUGCCCAACAGGCUAACAAGAAUAGGCGCAAGCUUGUUUUUGAACCUGGUGACUGGAUUUGGUUACACUUGCGCAAGGAACGAUUUCCAAAGCAACGUCAAAUCAAGUUGUCACCAAGAGGCGAUGGUUCUUUCCAAGUCGUGGAGCGCAACAACGACAACGCAUACCGCUUAGAUCUACUCGGUGAGUAUCAAGUAAGUGCUACAUUUAACGUUGCUGAUCUCAGCCCAUUUCUUGCAGGGGACAAACACGAUUUGAGGUCAAAUCCUUCUCAAGAGGAGGGAAAUGAUGCGAAUGACCAAGCUGCCUAUGGUGAUCAAGCAGACCCUGUGAGGGUGCCCCAAGGCCCAGUGACACAUGCACGAGCUAAGAGAUUCAAAGAGUCGCUUCAAGCCCUAGUUCAUGCUGGAGCAACCGUGCAUUAA
Messenger RNA from Coffea eugenioides, 573 nucleotides. RefSeq lists its product as uncharacterized. The coding region runs from base 1 to 573 and encodes 190 amino acids. The record is from RefSeq and is a predicted model, not a curated record. Lineage: Eukaryota; Viridiplantae; Streptophyta; Magnoliopsida; Gentianales; Rubiaceae. The transcript has a single exon.